GUAGUUUCAAAGGUUGUGUACAUUUGUCGGACUUCAUGUCUCAGGAACGCGAUCUGGCAGUAAAUUCAGACCGUUUAUUGCUUGACAAGCUUCAGCCCGAGAGAAGAAAUUCAAAGGUAAGAAUCACUUCCUGUUAUUAAUUGAAUCACGGACUGUCUGUGCACCGAUUGGUUAUUAAGCGAUGAUUAACAAUACGAGACCACAAUGCGCUGUCCGGCUGUUGCCUAGUCCUGCUUUGUUGUUGCUUUUUCAGGAUACAAACAUGACCACAGCGGCUGGAUGACUGAAAUACUGAAACUAUUGAGCGGUCACCACAAUUCAGCUCUCGGUAGCAACAAUAGAUUACAUUUCAGAUGGCUGCUUGAACAAACGUCAAAGAUAUAGGUCGAUGGGCUGACAAGUCAUACAAGUAGCCUCCAAUAAUAUAGAGCCGAUUUUUAAAGGAACAUUUCAUUAUUUUCUAUUUAUUUAAAACACUAUUAGACAACGCUGUAUGUUUUCAUGUUUGAAAGUCAAACUACUAAUGUUACUGUUCAAUUACAAAUACAAAACUAACCUCUUCUAUAUGUACCAUUUCAGUUGUAGGCUUGUGUACAUUUCCUUUGAUAUCCAUUCAUUGCUUCUCAUGGAAAAACAGUAACACUCUGGCUUUACAAUUAACAACCGUGAAGAUCAAAUCUGCGUCAGUUGUUGCUACAGUUACACAAAUGCAAAUUUAAAAAGCUUGCACUUCAUUAUGUUAUAACGUUACACAAGUCUGCUAAAAGAUGUUCACAAAUUAAUGAAAGAUCUGGAUCAAUAGAAAUAAUAUAUUCAAGUUUCAAAAAACAUAAGCAUUAUUUGUAGAAGGAUUAGCUUCAAUGGAAAGCACAUGUGAUUGGCAGUAAAUGGGCUAAAACAUGUGAAACCACUGGAAUGGUCCUUUCAUUUCUUUUUAUCUCCCAAACAGUUUUCUGCCUCAUCUCCUUUGAUCUGUCUUCUCUAUCAGUUAAAAUAUUUUCCUCAUAUGUCCUUUCCCCCUGCUCUCUGCCUCCUCACCUCCUUCACUCAUACCGGUGUCAUGUGUUUCUCCGUGUUUUCCACCAGAUAAGAGCUGACAUCCAAUCGGUUUGUCUCUGGGUGUCUCUCCCUCCCUCCAGUGUGUCAUCAUGAGUUCUUGACGUUUGUCUCUUCAUUCGUGUCAGUAUGAGCGGUGCUGCGCUGGCUGUUGUGGUGGUAGUUGUUUUCCUCUUGGCCUUCUACCUCCUCCAGCGCUAUGGAGAUUUGCGGAGGCAGCAGCGGAUGGUCCUCUUGGGGACGCUGCUGUCCUGGUACCUCUGCUUCCUCAUCGUCUUCAUCCUGCCGCUCGACGUCAGCACGACCAUCUACAAGCAGUGUGUUCAUGACAAUGCAAACCACCCUACUCCUGUAACUGGAGCGAGACGCACUAAUCAGAGAGAUGACAACUCCUCUGUUCAUCCAACUGUCAGUGUACCGAAGCUUUGUGAGGAGCCGUGGAGUUAUAUACCCGAUGGCAUCCUGCCAGUGUUCUGGAGAGUUGUAUACUGGACGUCCCAGUUUCUUACUUGGCUGCUGUUGCCUUUCAUGCAGUCUUAUGCACGGUCGGGAGCUUUCUCCAGAGUUGGAAAGAUUAAAACAGCUCUCAUUGAAAAUGCUAUCUAUUACGGCACCUACCUCCUUAUUUUCAUCUCUCUGCUCGUCUACGUGGCCGCUCACCCACAGUGGCAACUCACAUGGAGAGAGCUCCAGACCAUCGGCAUUACAGCCGCAAACACCUGGGGCCUCUUCCUUCUGGUGCUCUUGCUAGGCUAUGGCCUAGUGGAGAUCCCGCGUUCUUAUUGGCUCGCAUCUUCCCAUGGUUACCUGCUGGCCAAGACCUACUUCAAGGCAGCCAAAAUGGCUACUGAGAAGGUGUCGGCGGAGGAGAACCUGGCAGAUGUUAUGGAGGAGGUGGCAGGCGUCCAUGAAUCUGUCAGGUGCAACCACUGUCUCAGGAAGUGUGUGGACACCAUAAUUACAAAGUGUCCCACUGAGUACAAAGAAGAGAUGGGAAGAACUGUGGAAAGCUCUUGUGGUGAGCAGAAUGUCCUUCCCACCAAAAGAGGCUUAAUUAAGCUGCAUAAAAAAGUAAUCUCUGCAGUGCAGAGACACGGUCAGACUCAGGUUAAGUGGUCUAUGUUGUUAGAUGAGGCCUUUCAUCGAGAAGAUGUAGCUAAAAGCCAGAGCUGCCCAGUCCGACACUUCAUCCACGGCUCCCCGACAGAACACCACAGCGGCUGGAUCCGUCGGUUCAUCUACACUCCUACUGUGGAGUGGUACUGGGAGUGUGUGUUCAGGCAGGGUUUCUACAAGCUGCUGGCAGUUCUCCUGUGUCUCCUCUCAGCAGCAGUUGUUUGGUCCGAGUGCACCUUCUUCACUACACACCCGGUCCUCUCCCUCUUCGCUGUCUUCGUUCAGAUGGCUGAAAAACAACACAACUACAUUUGUAUCGAGAUGGUGUGCUUCGUCAGUAUCCUCUUCCUGUGUGUCUGUGUCUACUCCACAGUGUUCAGGAUACGAGUCUUCGACUACUACUACCUGGUGCCACAUCACCAGACUGAUGCUUACAGCCUCCAGUUCAGCGGCAUGUUGUUUUGUCGUCUGACCCCUCCUUUAUGCCUUAACUUUCUGGGCCUGAUUCACAUGGACUCCGCCAUCUCACACCAGGACAGAAUACAGACAUCCUACACCUCUAUCAUGGGCUCUAUGCGUGUGCUAUAUUUUAUAUCUGAUGGCUUCUACAUCUACUAUCCCAUGCUGGUAUUGUUGCUCUGCUCUGCCACUUUUUACAGCCUGGGCUCUCGCUGUUUGAACCUCCUAGGCUUCCAUCAGUACAUCACUGAUGACCACUUGACCUCUGACCUGGUGGAUGAAGGCAGGGAACUCAUCAGAAGAGAAAGAAGAAAAAGACAGAAAGCUGAGGAUGGAGAAAAUCGAAGAUGGGCCUGGACAGAGCGGUAUGGAGUCCAGGGGGCUACUGGGCGAACCAGAGGUGGUUACACUGAGUUGAAGGAUGACCAGAGCAGACCUGUCACAGAGAUCAAUAGUAGUGUUAUCACAUUCACCAGAAGAGAUGGAGAGGAGGAGGAGCAGAAGAGAGGCUUACUGCGAGAUAAUUCCAGCGAUGAAGGCUCACCAAACAGAAGAUCCACCGGAGGACGUUACCUUUCUCUGUCACCUUCUCGGACAGGCAUCUUUGACGAUGUUUGAUGGAGAAAAAAAGACUAAAAAUGCACGUCUUCUUAGGGAAAGUCUGACUGCAAAGGAUUAUACAGUAUCUCAGGAAAUAAAGAGGAAGAUACAAUCGGGCAAAACCAUUAUUCACUGAAAGAGAGCACUGACUGUGAUAAACCUGUUUGUGCAAAGCCAAAACCAUUUUCUGUGAAGCGUUAUUGGUUUUACAAGCAUAGAUUGAUGGAUAAAAGAGAUGAAUGGCACAAUUACACACCUGCAGCAAUUUGGGAUAAUCCACAUGAUACAUGUGGAAAUGUGCUGUUGUCUGAGUAUUUAACCACACAGGUUCACACAUUUUAUUUUUUUAGGAAAACAGGUCACUGUGCAAGCUGUGAAAACAAAAGAAAAUGACUACUGGUAUAUGUACUGAAAUUGAAGAUAUCAACACCCUAAUCGAUUUUAUGUUGUAGUUUACAGUCAAUUAUUUUCUGUAAGGGUGUGUAUGUUUUGCAUUUGUGUGUCUACCAAGAUGAUGCAUUAAAACAUAAUAAUUUUA
This is a messenger RNA of Anarrhichthys ocellatus (wolf-eel), 3769 nucleotides long. Its product is annotated as G-protein coupled receptor-associated protein LMBRD2B-like. The record is from RefSeq and is a predicted model, not a curated record. Gene Ontology annotation, biological process: adrenergic receptor signaling pathway. The coding region runs from base 1186 to 3249 and encodes 687 amino acids. NCBI's taxonomy places the organism in Eukaryota, Metazoa, Chordata, Actinopteri, Perciformes, Anarhichadidae. The transcript is spliced from 17 exons. Gene Ontology annotation, cellular component: membrane.